Molecule: messenger RNA, 1757 nt
Organism: Frieseomelitta varia
Lineage: Eukaryota; Metazoa; Arthropoda; Insecta; Hymenoptera; Apidae
Product: rab-3-interacting molecule unc-10-like
Exons: 8
Coding region: 52-1575 (507 amino acids)
Biological process (GO): positive regulation of synaptic transmission; regulation of synaptic plasticity; regulation of membrane potential
Cellular component (GO): presynaptic membrane; cytoskeleton of presynaptic active zone
Molecular function (GO): transmembrane transporter binding; small GTPase binding
Source: RefSeq, a predicted model, not a curated record
AAACUCCUCGCGAUUAGACCUUCCCGUGCACGUUCCUAUCUUACGUCCGUGAUGGCGGCUGUACCUGAUAUGUCGCACCUCACCCCUGAGGAGAGGAGCACCAUCGAGGAGGUUAUAAUAAGGCAAAAGCAGGAGGAAGAGAAGGAGAAUGAGAUUAUGAGACGGAAGCAAGACGAAGUGAAGAUCCUGGAGGAGAGGAUACGGGCCUGCUCGGAGAAACACAAGAAGGCGGGAGUGGAGCUGCACGCCACGUGUCACAUAUGCUUGAAAACCAAGUUCGCCGACGGCGUCGGCCACAUCUGCAACUACUGCAGCAUCCGGUGCUGCGCACGCUGCGGCGGAAAGGUCACUCUACGGUCGAACAAGGUAAUAUGGGUGUGCAUCCUCUGUCGCAAGAAGCAAGAACUGCUGUCGAAGACCGGACAAUGGAUAACGAAGGGUGGCCUGAGCGCCGGGGACAACGCGAUGCUGCGACGGAUGCAGGAAAUGCAGGUGGGUGGUCCUCCGGGACUCGUGGACCAAACUCAGGAUAAAAGACCGAAACUGGAGAGAGCGCACAGCGCGGCUGAAAAGGAGAAUUUACCAUUGUUACUAAGGGGCGGAAGCUUGCUCAGAAGACAGUACUCUCAGCAAGAGCAAGGCCCAGGGCGUCGACUGCCGACGAGCGAUAGCGGAGUGGACAUGUCCGUUUCGCCUCACUCGAGAAGCCUGCCGACGCCCCACGUAGCACCGUCGCAUCAGACGCAGCAGCAACCGCCCAGGCAUCCGGACGCGUACGCGGAGGAUGACCCGAAUCUGUACACAGGCGAGAUCGACGGUCUCAUGAAACAACAGAACUACCAGAGACAACGACCGAUCUACCCGGAUCAAAACACGGACCUCGCGAUGACAUAUGGUCAACCAACGGUAGAAGCCGGCCCACCACGAAGCGCGGUGCAUCCCCCGCAGCAACACUCGGUGCAUCAAACGCAGAGCGCGCACCCACAGCAACCGGUAGGUGGUCAGGGUGGUCUUCAGCCACAGAGGAGCUUCAGCAGCAGCGAGGAAGAACGGAGCACACCCGAGUGUGCUAGCGACGAGCCUGACGAGUCCGAGAAGGGGAAGGGGUACUACCACCAUACGGGAGGUCCGAUAUCAAUGUCCGGCGGUGGACGUAGGCACAACGGACCCCACAACGGCCACCACAACAUGACUGCGAUGACCAUCGAAUAUAACGGUCAUCAUCCACCGCGAGAGCCGCGAAAAGAGGAGAGCACUCUUGUGAGACGGAGCUUCCGAAGGAGUGGCGACGAGUGGCGCUCCGACAGUAGGAGGUUCACGGAGAGGAGGGGGAAAAAGACAGUGCGAUUUGACGGUGGGACCAAUGUCGGCGGCCCUCAGGAGGAUUGGUCUUGGGAGGCCGAUCGGCAGGGUAGCCAAGACAGCGCGACCAAAGACUCCGGGAUAGACACCUCUAGCACGUUCACGAGCAGUGAGGACAGCAACAGGGGCGACCUGCCCAAGGUCUUUCCUCGAGCGCAAAGAAAACCAUGGCCAGGCAGCCGCUUUCGAUUAGAAGUUACGAUACACAUAUAAUAGGAGAACGAAAGUAGCCGGUGGAUGAUCGAGUAAAAGGGGUCUCUGUCGCGCGCGUGCCUCAAACGCGCGAAAGAGCGAAAAGAGCGUAAAGAAAGCAAACGCGGUUCACACGAUCACAGAUUUCACAGGCUGUGUUUCUUCUUCUUCUUUUUUUUUUCUUUUUUUUCUUCGCUUUUGUU